AUGAAGCAGAUACUGGUUGCUCUACAACAACCAAUCCCGACAGCUGAACUGUCAUUCACUGCUGAUGACUGUGACCAGCUAAAUCAGGCACACGAGGCUAAUGUCAUUAUGGCCCCAACUAAAGCUGAAGCUCCUAUAGCUGAAGCUGAAGCUGUUGUUAUUGAUGACUCUCCGACUUCCUAUGAAGUUCUCGUAGCUGAGGAUGUUGAUGCCGCCCGAGCUGAAGCUCGUGACGGUGAUCCUCCAGUCACCUCUGCAGCUGAUACUGGUGAUCUAGAUAACGAUGAAGAAGACGGUGAGUCCCUCGAACUUCGUGAUGCUGGCAAAGACCUGGACGAUAAUGACGAUGAAGACAACGAUGAUGACGACUUCAUGAUUUAG
Molecule: messenger RNA, 381 nt
Organism: Cynara cardunculus var. scolymus (artichoke)
Lineage: Eukaryota; Viridiplantae; Streptophyta; Magnoliopsida; Asterales; Asteraceae
Product: trigger factor-like
Exons: 2
Coding region: 1-381 (126 amino acids)
Source: RefSeq, a predicted model, not a curated record